AGGCCAGGGCUGGGCCCAGCAGCCAUGGUGGCAGUGCCUCUGGGAUCACUGCUCUAAAACUGCUGCUCAACAGCAGCCAGGGGGAGAAUAUGCGAGGGAAACAGCCCUGCAGACACCAGGCUGGUGAGGAAGGAGGGGUAGGAGGUGGCCCAGGAGCUGGAGCAGAGAUUCCCCUGCAGCCCCUGGUGCAGCCCAUGGUGAUGCAGCUGUGCCCUGCAGCUCGUGGAGAUCCCUGGGGGAGCAGAGAUCCACCUGGAGCCCAUGGAGAUCCCUGGGGGAGCAGAGAUCCACCUGGAGCCCAUGGAGAUCCCUGGGGGAACAGAGAUGCUCCUGCAGCCCAUGGAGAUCCCUGGGGGAGCAGAGAUGCUCCUGCAGCCCAUGGAGGUCCAUGGGGGAGCAGAGAUCCAUCUGCAGCCCAUGGAGAUCCCUGGGGGAGCAGAGAUGCUCCUGCAGCCCAUGGAGAUCCCUGGGGGAGCAGAGAUCCACCUGGAGCCUGUGGAGAUCCCUGGGGGAGCAGAGAUCCAUCUGGAGCCCAUGGAGGUCCAUAGGGGAGCAGAGAUGUCCCUGCAGCCUGUGGAGAUCCCUGGGGGAGCAGAGAUUCACCUGCAGCCCAUGGAGGUCCAUGGGGGAGCAGAGAUGUUCCUGCAGCUCAUGGAGAUCCCUGGGGGAGCAGAGAUGCUCCUGCAGCCCUUGGAGAUCCCUGGGGGAGCAGAGAUCCACCUGGAGCCCAUGGAGAUCCCUGGGGGAGCAGAGAUGCUCCUGCAGCUCAUGGAGGUCCAUGGAGGAGCAGAGAUCCAUCUGGAGCCCAUGGAGAUCCCUGGGGGAGCAGAGAUGCCCCUGCAGCCCAUGGAGAUCCCUGGGGGAGCAGAGAUGCCCCUGCAGCCCAUGGAGAUCCCUGGGGGAGCAGAGAUCCAUCUGCAGCCCAUGGAGAUCCCUGGGGGAGCAGAGAUCCAUCUGGAGCCCAUGGAGGUCCCUGGGGGAGCAGAGAUGCUCCUGCAGCCCAUGGAGAUCCCUGGGGGAGCAGAGAUGCCCCUGCAGCCUGUGGAGGAGCCCACAGCAGAGCAGGUGGAUGCCUGAAGGAGAUUGAGAGCCUGUGGGAAGCCCAUGGAGGAGCAGUCUCUUGGUAACAGGAUCUGCAGCCCUGGGGAGAGAGGACUCCAUGCUGGAGCAGGUUUGGAGGCAAGAGCACCAAGAACUGCAGCCUGUGGAGAGACCCCACACUAGAUAUGGAAGAAUGUGAGGAGUUUUCACCCUGAGAAGGAAGGAGAAGGACGAGUGAUGAGCUGAACACUUUGUGAGCUUCCAUUCCUCAGGGAUCCCUGCACUGCAGGGAAGGAGCAGGGAGGGAG
This is a messenger RNA of Oenanthe melanoleuca, 1349 nucleotides long. RefSeq lists its product as uncharacterized. The coding region runs from base 262 to 1077 and encodes 271 amino acids. The record is from RefSeq and is a predicted model, not a curated record. The transcript has 2 exons. NCBI's taxonomy places the organism in Eukaryota, Metazoa, Chordata, Aves, Passeriformes, Muscicapidae.